GGAUUUAAUCUUGAAGAAAACGUGUUUUGAUGGUAGUUGUGGUCGUUAGUAGCGUUACCUAUACAUCAGGAUUUAAAUAAGUUUGAAAAGUAUAUCUAGAAAUAAAAAUCUAUUGAUAAAUUAAACCAAUCAUAUAUUGCUAUAGUCUGGAACAGCAGUGAACGUAUUUCUCGUCAAAAAUGGGAAAAAGGAGUAAAAGGCAGAAACAAGUUAAAGCUAGUACAAGAUAUCCUGCAAAGAACACACAAAUGGGCAAAAGAGAAGGUUAUUCAGAUAUUGUCAUGAAAAAUGAAGCAUUUGAAAUGUUCUACAAGGCACAGAAAAUUGUUUCUGAGGAUGAAUGGGAUACUUUUCUCUCAUCACUUAAGGAUACACUUCCAGUAACUUUCAGGAUUACUGGAUUCAAAGCGCAAGCAAAAGCCCUGUUGAAGAUCAUCCAAAGCCAGUAUUUCCAUGAACUACUAGAUGUAGAAGUAGAGGGAGAAAGAGUUGAAUCUCCAUUGAGCCUCUCAUGGUAUCCAGACAAACUAGCAUGGCAGCUUAAAAUUUCUCGUAAGAUUAUUCGGAAAUCAGAAGAGUUUGAACGUUUGCAUAGCUUCCUAAUAUCUGAAACUGAGAGUGGAAAUAUAAGUAGGCAAGAAGCUGUCAGCAUGAUUCCACCUCUUUUAUUAGAUAUCAAACCUCAUCAUAAGAUAUUAGAUAUGUGUGCUGCUCCAGGUUCAAAGACAGCUCAGAUCAUUGAAAUGCUACACAAAGAAGAAACUGGAAUUCCAGGUGGAGUUGUUGUAGCUAAUGACAUGGACAACAAACGUUGCUACAUGUUAGUUCACCAAGCCAAGCGCCUCCACAGUCCAUGCUGUAUAGUAACCAAUCAUGAUGCUUCACAGAUGCCAAACUUGAGAGUAAAAACACCAACAGGCAAAACAGAAGUUUUGAAAUACAACAGAAUUCUCUGUGAUGUACCUUGUAGUGGUGAUGGAACAUUAAGAAAAAACAUUGACAUUUGGAGAAAAUGGAACGUUGCUCACGGGAACAACUUAAAUGGACUCCAACUAAGAAUAGCUAAACGAGGUUUGGAACUUCUUCAAAUUGGAGGGCUAAUGGUCUAUUCCACAUGCUCACUAAACCCAAUUGAAAACGAGGCUGUCAUUGCUGCCCUUUUAUUACAGUGUGAAGGAAGUGUAGAGUUACUAGAUGUAACAGAAAAGCUACCAGGACUAAAGACAAGUCCUGGACUAAACCACUGGAAUGUUAUGACAAGAGAAUUAGAAGUUUUCGAAAAUUAUGAAAAUGUGCCAGAGCGAUCUCGUACACAGAUUAGACCACACAUGUUUCCACCCUCUCCUGAACUUCUGGAAAAACUACAUUUACAUAGAUGCAUUCGUAUUUUCCCCCACCAUCAAGACACUGGAGCCUUUUUUGUAGCUGUUCUUCAGAAGAAAGUAGAAAGAUUACCAUGGGAACCAAAGAUAGUAGAAAAAGACCAUUCUGAAAUGUGUUCAGAAGGUAAUGAUGCUGAUACAAGUGAACCAAAAAUGAUGCCACCUCGUAAGAAAAAAAGAGUGUGGGGUUACAAAGAAGAUCCCUUUCUAUUCUUUAGAGGUGAUGAGAAUGCUUGGAAUGAAGUGAAGGAUUUCUACAACCUCAAACCAACAUUUCCCUACGCACAGCUUCUCAGCAGAUGCCAGUUAGGCAAGAUGAGAAACAUUUACUUUGUCUCAGAAGCUGCCAAACAGAUAGUAGAAAACAACUCUGGUCAUGUAAAGAUUGUCAAUACAGGAGUCAAAGUGUUUAGUAGAAUUGACAACAAGGAUACAAAAUGUGGUUUUCGUCUUUGCCAAGAAGGGAUUCCUACAAUAAUGCCAUUUGUUCAGAGCCGAUGUUUACGUGUGUGUCUGGAAGAUUUAAAGGUGUUGCUGACUGAGGAGUAUCCACUUUGUUUUCAGUUUUCAGAGGAAACGCAGAAAACAGUUCAAGACAUUGAUGUUGGAUGUGUGGCUCUCAUCCAUACUGCAAAUAAAGGGACAGAGGAAGAGUUCUCUAUUGAGCUGUGUGGGUGGAGAGGAAAGACUUCAUUACGUUGCUAUGUUUCUAGAAAUGAAAGGAUCCAUUAUUUAAGAAUAUGUGGAAUUGAUAUAUCAAGCUAUGAAAAGAGAGAAAAGAAAUUCAAAGCGAAACCUACAGAUAAAACUGACAACAGUAGUAAUGAAAGAGCAUCUACUGAUGGUCUGGAUGUGGUAUGUGGGUCUGAGAAAGAAGAUCUCCAUACAAAACCUACAGAAGUAGAUCUUGAAAAGGAGUCAGAUGAUGAACAACUUGAUGAUGAGGAGUGUAUGGCAUGAAUCAAAUCAUAAAACUGACAAGUGAUAAUAAACUGUUAUGUUAUCAUGUGUGUAUAUAAAUAUAUAUAUUUGAUUUCUUACUUUUUCCAAUUCUGAAAUUAAAAUGUGGGACAUUUUUGUGGAUGCUUCUUUUCCAUGUGGAAAAAAAUUGUU
Messenger RNA from Limulus polyphemus (Atlantic horseshoe crab), 2495 nucleotides. It is a transcript of the gene Nsun2, whose product is annotated as tRNA (cytosine(34)-C(5))-methyltransferase-like. The coding region runs from base 180 to 2342 and encodes 720 amino acids. Lineage: Eukaryota; Metazoa; Arthropoda; Merostomata; Xiphosura; Limulidae. The transcript has 22 exons. The record is from RefSeq and is a predicted model, not a curated record. Gene Ontology annotation, biological process: tRNA methylation. Gene Ontology annotation, molecular function: tRNA (cytidine-N5)-methyltransferase activity; tRNA binding. Gene Ontology annotation, cellular component: cytoplasm; nucleus.